This is a messenger RNA of Glycine soja, 1569 nucleotides long. RefSeq names its product GATA transcription factor 28-like. The coding region runs from base 255 to 1322 and encodes 355 amino acids. NCBI's taxonomy places the organism in Eukaryota, Viridiplantae, Streptophyta, Magnoliopsida, Fabales, Fabaceae. Gene Ontology annotation, molecular function: sequence-specific DNA binding; protein binding; zinc ion binding. Gene Ontology annotation, biological process: regulation of DNA-templated transcription. The transcript is spliced from 11 exons. The record is from RefSeq and is a predicted model, not a curated record.
AUGAAAUUAAGAACCCAUUUUUUCUUUCUUUCUCAUUGAGUGGGGAAGGCAGUGUGCUGUGUUGUGUCUAGGAAACAGCACUCUCUCUCUCUCUCUCACUCAAUAUUUUCCAUUUCUAUUCUUUUCUACUAAUUUCUUUCUUUCUUUCUACGCUCAUUCCCUCACUCUAUCUAUCUAAUCUAUUCACUCCUUCAAACACACUCUUCUCCUUCUUCUCUUAGGGUUCCGCGACUGUGAGUGAUGCUUCUUGCGAAAUGGAUAACAGCCUGAACAAUCCGAGCGACAACGGGGAAGACCCGCCACCGCCGCCGCCGGUUCCCAUGCAAGUCGACGGCUUCCAACCGUUCCAUUACGCCAAUUGUUCCGAUGAAGGGGAAGAAGCCGUUCCGGUCACCAAUGCUUCUUCUGCUAUGCACGCCAGAGCCAGCGAACUCACCAUUUCCUUCGAAGGCGAAGUCUAUGUUUUCCCAGCAGUUACGCCGGAAAAGGUGCAGGCCGUAUUAUUACUCUUGGGAGCGCAGGAAAUGACAAAUAGUGCCCCCACCUCUGACAUUUUGCUGCAGCAAAACUAUCAGGACAUUAGGGAAAUAAAUGAUCCUUCCCGAAGUUCAAAGCUUUCACGAAGAUUUGCAUCACUUGUUAGGUUUCGUGAAAAACGAAAAGAGAGAUGUUUUGAGAAGAAAAUCCGGUAUUCUUGCCGUAAAGAGGUUGCCCAGAGGAUGCAUCGUAAGAAUGGACAGUUUGCAUCAAUGAAGGAAGACUACAAAUCUCCUGCUGAAAAUUGGGAUUCAAGCAAUGGUACUCCUUGCCCAGAAUCUACUGAACGUAGAUGCCAGCAUUGUGGAAUUAGUGAGAAGUCUACUCCAGCUAUGCGUCGAGGACCAGCAGGUCCAAGAUCUCUGUGCAAUGCCUGUGGGCUCAUGUGGGCAAAUAAGGGAACUCUGAGAGAUCUCAGCAAAGCAGCAAGGAUUGCUUUUGAACAAAAUGAACUGGAUACUUCAGCUGAUAUAAAGCCUUCAACAACAGAAGCCGAACAUUCUUUUGCUAAGCAGGACAAGGAGGGAAGCCCUGAAGAAACUAAGCCUGUGCAAAUGGAUUCCAGUCGGUCACCUGAGAAGACAAAUGACCAGUUUAUUAUCGGAACUGCUGAAUCAGUUACUGACAACUUGUCCAUCCAAGUGGAGAAUCAUGCUCUUAGUCUACAUGAGCAGGAUACUCUUGAGGAUCUUGCUGAUGCUUCCGGGACCGAAUUUGAGAUUCCUGCAGGUUUUGAUGAUCAGGUUGACAUUGAUGAUUCCAACAUGAGGACUUACUGGCUGUGAUCUAGAGAUAUUGCUAUGCACAAUCAGCAUGGUCUGUUCACAAUGGAAACAAAUGUGCACUGCUGGUUCAACUAACAUUAGACUUCUAGAAAUAGUUUAUGUUUUAUAGACAAACUAUUUCUGGAAGCAGCUGUGAAUUAUAUGAUUGUAGACUUACAAUUUCUUACAUUAGUUCCUGUACAUCCCUUUGGAACCAGAUUUCAUUUAUAUAAUGUGAAUAGUUGAGUUUUUUUUAAAAAAAACCUUU